GGCCUCGGUAUUCAGCAGGGCGAUCAUUUAUAACAUAAGUACAUAGCUGGGGUGGCCAUGCCGCCCUCCGCGUUCCUGUCCGCAGUCUUGUCCCCAAUUUGCCCCUUCCCAUCCUACGCGGCUGUCCUAGCCCCGAGUCCAACACACCCGAAGUCGCGCUGUCGUUACAUUUGGGUGACUGUCCUUACAGGUGUUCCGACCACUGUGCGAGUCUCCUUGGAACCUCCAAUACAAGGACAGCGCGAAGGAUUCGUCGACAUACCGAUUUCCUUGCCGAGAGACACGCCGUAUGGCUUCGGACAACUCUCCGCCCGGAUCCCGUACAACGGCAGGUCCCCCAUUCGACAAGAGCAGCGCCGAUGUCGUGUUGUGCACUCUCGACGACAUAGAUUUCCUUGUCCACGCCCAGAUCCUGUGCAUGGCCUCCGACGUCUUCGAGAGCAUGCUGUCCAUACCACAGCCCAACGUCUCAGACCCGCGCGACGUCCACACUGAGACGGGUCUCCCUCUCGUCCAUGUGUCAGAAGACUCGCAAACCUUGGACCGACUGCUCCGGCUCUGCUAUCCGGUCGCAGACCCGAAGCUCUGCUCGCUGGACGACAUCAAACCCGUCUUAGCCGCGGCGGUGAAGUAUCAGAUGGAGGAGGCGAUAGCGUUGAUGAAGGACAAGGUGAAGUCGCUCUGCAUGGACUCGCCUCUCCCGGUCUACGUCGUUGCAUGUGAGCUAGACCUCGAGGACCUCGCUCACCAAGCCGCGGCCACGGUGCGUGUACGAGAGCUCACGACGGAAUAUGCACCUGAGCUGGACCGGAUAACCGCGGCUCAAUACUACCGACUACUCUACUACGGGGCGCGGAGACCGCCCUCCAUCAACGCAGGGUUGUCCCUGAACUCGCCUUCCUUGACGUUCUGCAGAAGUCCUAUCCCUGAUUCGGCUUCGUCUGACAGCAGCUCUGUGGUUUCAAAUUUUGUCACCGAGUUCGGCGGUCCUCACGCGAUCGCGGACAUGACUAUCCGCUCCGCUGACGAUGUGGAGUUUUCUGUGCACCGCAACAUCCUUGCCAUGGCCUCAGCUACUCUCCUGGACUCACGUCCUGUGUCAACAUCACCAUCCACUUCAGCCGCUGUAUCUAUUCGGGUGGAUGAAGUCGCCUCUGUGCUCUCAAUUCUCCUCCAGCUCAUCUACCCGCUCCCUGAACCGACAAUUUCUGACCUCCGCACCCUGGCUGCGGUCACGGACGCUGCCGCCAGGUACGGGAUGGUGCGUGUCAUCCAGACACUCAAGCGGCUAUGGGCUGAGUACCUCGACACAUCACCCCUACGAGCCUACCUCAUCGCGACGCGGCACGGAUGGGACAAGGAGGCGCGCGAGGCUGCGCGUCGUGCAUGCUGCGAAAAGACAGACGCGUACGUGCCAGAGAUGGAGGCUGUCUCUGCGUCCGCGUACCGACGGUUCCUCGUGUACCGCUACCGCUGCCGCGAGGCCGUCUCGCGCUUGACGCUCCCGCUCAUUCAGCCGCAUCACCGCCAGGAGAAGAAGCCGUCGAGGUCAAAGCAGCUGUACUGGAGCAAGACGGGUGCCGAGUACUCGAAUUUCCGGGACGCGUUCGCGCUCGAUGUGCUCGAGAUGGUACAGAGAGCGGCGGGCGCGGGUUGCAUGCAUGCGGUGGUCGCUUCGCUUGAGCCGGAUAUGAUCAUUACUGCGGCACACCCGGGCGAGCAGUUUCUCACUACGGUGGCUUCUCUUGAGGAAGCGGUUCGGAAGGUCUUACAGGGGAUCGAGUUAUGAAGGUCAUAUUUUGAACCUAGAUUAUCCAAUGCAGCAUCAAUUCUUCCUGGCAAUGAACGACGAGGAGUUUCGGUCUGCGACUCGGCGCUGUGACCAGGGCAGUCUACUUUGGAAGUCGUUGUGCGCUUUUUGAGUCAUGUGCCUUUACGAGCUUGGGAUGCU
This is a messenger RNA of Rhodofomes roseus, 1951 nucleotides long. RefSeq lists its product as uncharacterized. The transcript has 3 exons. The coding region runs from base 290 to 1789 and encodes 499 amino acids. NCBI's taxonomy places the organism in Eukaryota, Fungi, Basidiomycota, Agaricomycetes, Polyporales, Fomitopsidaceae. The record is from RefSeq and is a predicted model, not a curated record. Gene Ontology annotation, molecular function: protein binding.